UCUGUGAGACAAGUUGUUUACAUCAUGGCGGCGGUGGAUUUCAGAGACAACCUUCUUGGGAUAUCCUGGGUGGACAGCGGCUGGGUACCGAUACUUAACCCUGGAAAUGUACUGGACUACUUCUCUGAGAGAAGUAACCCCUUCUAUGACCGAACCUGUAAUAAUGAGGUGGUGAAGAUGCAGCGGCUUACUCUGGAACAUCUAAAUCAGAUGGUGGGAGUGGAGUACAUCCUUCUUCAUGCUCAGGAGCCAAUUCUUUAUAUAAUCCGUAAACAACAGAGGCAGUCGCCAACACAAGUGAUUCCUUUCGCUGACUACUACAUCAUAGCAGGAGUGGUGUAUCAGGCCCCAGAUCUGGGAACAGUAAUCAGCUCCAGAGCGCUCUCUGCUGUCCAUGGAAUCCAGUCUGCUUUUGAUGAGGCCAUGUCAUACUGUCGCUAUCACCCAUCCAAAGGAUACACGUGGCACUUCAAGGACCAGGAGGAGAGAGAAAAAACCAAGCCUAAGUCUAAAAAGAAAGAGGAACCGAGUUCCCUGUUUCAGAGGCACCGCGUUGACACGCUCCUUUUGGACCUCAGGUCAAAGUUUCCACCAACGUUCUACCAGCCCAAGCCUGGUGAGAAGCCAAUCCCAGUCGAGGUGAGGAAAGAGCCUGAACCCCCCACAGAAGCUGUUAAACAAGAGGAAAGGGAACCAGCAACAAAGGCCUCCGCACCGGCUCCGCCGAGCAAACCGCCUCCCGAGAAGAGAGCGAGACUACAGUGAGGAGAACAGUCAUUCGAGUCCAGCGCUAACCGAAAGAAUAGCUUGGGAGUAUUUUUGUUGCCUCGUCAAAUUUGAAGAUUGUCUGCUCAUUCGAUCAGUUUACAGGAGGCUAAGAAUGAACUGGCACGAAAAAGAAAUGCCAGUUGCUUGUCUCCGUGCCAGUACUACUUUUACAUUGUAACCUAAGACUUGUGCACGUGAUCAGUUUGGCAUCGUGGACAUUUCAGACAGCUGUGCUACGAACGGGGGUUAGCGACACGAUGUCAGCAGGCAUUUAGCAGUAUUCAACGAGGAUGAGGGUUUUUUGAUGAUAAGCUGGCAUCAGCAUCAGUGUCGGUUUACUGUCGACAUCAGCGUAAUAUUUGUGUUGUAAUCAUUUCAGAGGACAGUUUAAUUCCCAGUCUGCGUUAAAGGGUGAUGUGUCAGAAUGCAUCAUCUCAUCUGUAAAGCAAAAAGCUUCUUGACUUCAGCACCUCUCUUUAAUUACAAAUACUUUCAUCUGUUUCAUCUGUUUUUGUAAGGACAUUUUUGUUGUGUUUUUUGUAUUAAAAUGUAUCAGCUACAGGUA
Molecule: messenger RNA, 1333 nt
Organism: Cyclopterus lumpus (lumpfish)
Lineage: Eukaryota; Metazoa; Chordata; Actinopteri; Perciformes; Cyclopteridae
Gene: med6
Product: mediator complex subunit 6
Exons: 8
Coding region: 25-765 (246 amino acids)
Biological process (GO): regulation of transcription by RNA polymerase II
Cellular component (GO): core mediator complex; mediator complex
Molecular function (GO): transcription coactivator activity
Source: RefSeq, a predicted model, not a curated record